Molecule: messenger RNA, 919 nt
Organism: Betta splendens (Siamese fighting fish)
Lineage: Eukaryota; Metazoa; Chordata; Actinopteri; Anabantiformes; Osphronemidae
Gene: nccrp1
Product: P1, F-box associated domain containing
Exons: 6
Coding region: 96-797 (233 amino acids)
Biological process (GO): glycoprotein catabolic process; SCF-dependent proteasomal ubiquitin-dependent protein catabolic process
Cellular component (GO): cytoplasm; SCF ubiquitin ligase complex
Molecular function (GO): ubiquitin protein ligase activity
Source: RefSeq, a predicted model, not a curated record
ACACCGGGGUGUGGCUUCUACUACACACCGCUACACAGAAACCCCACUUCCUCCUGGACGAGUCCGACUUUGGCGUUGCAGCGUGUGCGCGCACCAUGUCUGCCGCCGAAUGGAUGAGGAAAUGUCAGGCUGAAUGGAGUCUACAGGGUGCAGUGAUGCCCGACAGCCUGGACUGGGAAUCCGUCUAUGAAUCAAAGCCGUUCGGAAGAAACUUACUGAGGAACCCAGCGCCUUACGGCCUAAGUAAGGACGUCCCUCCACCUGAACCUGAGCUGCCUGAAGCCCCACCACAUGGACCUCCGCGUUUCCAGCCUGACGGUGACUUCACCGGCUGGACUACAAGCACAGAAGUACUCCCAUUUGACACUAGUAGCGUCCCAACAGGUGCUGUGGUCUGUCAUGUACCUCAGUACAGCUGGUUUUCCAUGGAGCAAGUUGUGGACCUGAAGGCUGAGGGAUUAUGGGACAAGCUACUGGAUGAAUUUCAGCCUGCAAUAGUGAUCCAGGACUGGUAUGAGGAGACUCAGAUGCAUGAGUCUAUCUACCAGCUGGACGUGAAGCUACUGGGUGCAGACAAAAGCACAGUGAUCUCAGAACACACUGUCAACCCCACGGAGGACCUGGGUGCAUAUUCCCACACCUGGAAGGAGGUGGCACAUGUGUUCUCUGGCUAUGGGCCUGGGGUGAGAUAUGUCCAAUUCCUGCACCGACUGAAGAACAAAUUCCUAGUGAUGUUUUUCCCCACUCUGUUCACCAACAGUUCUGUUAUUGUCAACCCAGUUAAGACCAGCUCCUAGGCUCAAUCCCACUGACAACCUGAUAUGGAAACAUGAUUGCUACCACAAUUCAAUCAGUCUGAUGACAGGUUUACAUGCAUAUGUGGUUCCAUAAUAAAGCAGUCAUUUGAUUCUUCAUGAAA